AUGUCAUCACCGCUUGCAUUUUCCAAAGUCAGUUCAUCAACAUCGUAUUCUAACCGCUAUGCUUGCUCUGGUACAGCCGAUAUCAUUUCGACAGUUGAGUUCGACCAUACCGGAAACUAUCUCGCUACUGGCGACAAGGGCGGUCGGGUGGUGCUCUUUGAACGAAACGAAACGAAAAAAACCUGCGAGUACAAGUUCCACACCGAGUUCCAAUCUCACGAGCCCGAAUUCGACUAUCUAAAGUCACUCGAGAUCGAGGAAAAGAUCAACAAGAUAAAGUGGUGCAGACGACAGAACGCCUCGCACUAUCUCCUGUCUACCAAUGACAAGACAAUCAAGCUAUGGAAAGUCUUUGAGAAGUCGCUCAAGGUCGUAGCGGAGAACAACCUCUCCCACGAUGUCACACCUGGAAGUAUUGCUGGCGGUGGGGGCGCUCCUAAGCCUCUGCCUGCUCAUCAGUUCAAGAACGCUGCCGACCUGAAGCUACCUCGACUCACACACCACGACACCGUCGUUGCCGCUGUGCCACGCCGAACAUACGCCAACGCGCACGCCUAUCACAUCAACAGCAUUUCAGUCAAUAGUGACGGAGAAACCUUUAUCAGCAGCGAUGAUUUGCGAAUCAAUCUUUGGAACCUCAAUAUUCAGGAUCAGAGCUUCAACAUUGUUGAUAUCAAGCCCGCAAACAUGGAGGAACUGACCGAAGUAAUCACAGCUGCCGAAUUCCACCCCAUGAGCUGUAACUGGUUCAUGUAUGCAAGCUCCAAGGGUACUAUCAAACUUGCCGAUAUGCGAGAGAGUGCUCUGUGUGAUCAGCACGCUAAACUAUUUGAACAAGAGGAAGACCCUUCUUCGCGGUCAUUCUUCUCCGAAAUCAUUUCCUCCAUUUCCGAUGUGAGAUUUUCGCAUGACGGCCGAUAUAUCCUAUCUCGCGACUACCUGACUGUCAAGAUCUGGGAUAUCAACAUGGAGAGACAGCCUGUAAAGACGAUACCAAUCCACGAGCACCUUCGACCACGGUUGUGCGACACAUAUGAGAACGAUAGUAUAUUCGACAAAUUCGAAGUCGUCUUCUCUGGCGACGCGAAGAACGUCAUGACAGGAAGUUACAACAACAACUUCAUGAUCUACCCUUCAGACCCCGACAAGGAGGUUGAGGUGGUUCUUCAGGCAGACAAGUCAGCCUUCAAGGCAAAGAAGGUUGGUGUGCCCACACCAAUCAACUCGUCUACGAGCCCGACAGCAACCAACGGCAAGAAGGGCGGUUCUAGAGCUGGCAGCCCAGGUGGUCAAGGUCAGCGGAUGCGUAAGGAAACAGACGCGGACCAGAUCGAUUUUAACAAAAAGAUUCUGCACAUGAGUUGGCAUCCGUUCGAAGACAGUAUUGCGAUUGCAGCCACAAACAAUCUAUUUGUCUUCUCAGCACUCUAG
This is a messenger RNA of Fusarium graminearum PH-1, 1431 nucleotides long. Its product is annotated as phosphatase PP2A regulatory subunit B. Bases 1 to 1431 code for a protein of 476 amino acids. Gene Ontology annotation, molecular function: protein phosphatase regulator activity; protein binding. Lineage: Eukaryota; Fungi; Ascomycota; Sordariomycetes; Hypocreales; Nectriaceae. Gene Ontology annotation, biological process: peptidyl-serine dephosphorylation. Gene Ontology annotation, cellular component: protein phosphatase type 2A complex; cytosol. The transcript is spliced from 4 exons. The record is from RefSeq and is a predicted model, not a curated record.